Molecule: messenger RNA, 2052 nt
Organism: Schistocerca nitens (vagrant locust)
Lineage: Eukaryota; Metazoa; Arthropoda; Insecta; Orthoptera; Acrididae
Product: bridging integrator 3-like
Exons: 4
Coding region: 249-1004 (251 amino acids)
Biological process (GO): endocytosis; plasma membrane tubulation; actin cortical patch localization
Cellular component (GO): actin cortical patch; cytoplasm
Molecular function (GO): lipid binding; protein binding
Source: RefSeq, a predicted model, not a curated record
GGAAUCCGUUGAAAAGGAAUUACUUGACAACGAAGCCAACAUGGGUUCCACAAGUUAUAAGUAAAGCUGAUGACAAGGAGCUGGAUGUCAUGUUCCACAGAUUGCAGCAAUUCUGACAUCAUAAUACUAUCAUCACUGUUAUCUGAGACUGCAUCCGAACGAUCUGAUUGUAAAUUUAUGAAGAUAGGUUCAAGGCUUGUAUCUGUCUUCACCUCCCUGUUAAAGACCUCAUCUUCAAGCUUUUCACCAUGUCACACACAGUCUGCUCAAGCUGCAGGAGAGACAUUGUUUUGGAAGAGAUCUCAAGAAGAUUGCAGAAAGAGAUGAAAAAAUAUUUGGAAAUUGCUGGAGCUCUCAGUAAAGCAGAACAAAAAAUUAGUGCUGAUUUGAGCUCAAGUCCACUGUCUCAUCAAAAUGAAAGAUUUCGCACAAUUGUUGAUGAUUACCAUACUGUUACUGUUAAGGGUGUAGAAAAUGUUCCAGAAUUAUCUAAAAUAUGUCAACAGGGGUUCUUGGACCCAUUAAAAAAGUACGGAAGUUUCUUCAGUGACAUUGAUGCCACAUUCCAUCGCCGUGAACAGUUGGUACAAGAAUGGAAGAAUGCUGCUGCAAAAGUGCGCCGCCUUGAAGAACGUGAACGAACUGCUAGCAAUGUUGUUAAAUUAGAACGUGAGAGAAAGACUGCUGAGACAGCUGCAGAGGAACUUAUAGUGUGUCACAAAUCACUUUUGUCAGAUGUUACACAGUUUUAUUCACGCCGUAUCGAUUAUUUGCAGCCUUCAUUGCAAGCCCUUGUAUUAGCUCAGCUGGAUUACUAUGGGGAGGCUACACGACUCUUUACUCUCCUUGUCCCUGCACCUGCAUCAGGAUCUGCGGCAAAAGGUUCUCCUUCUUCUGCCGCAGUUAUUGAGUCAGAAUUUCAGCAGUCUGUUCAAUCAAAGUUGUCACAAAUAAGGGCUCUGUCAAUUGUGAAACAAUCCAAGGGCAGUUCAGUACAUACAUAAUACAUAUAAUAUUGUGCUCUAGAUAAUAGUGCAGAAAUAACAGUGACAGAAGAUAUGUAAGUUUUCAACAGCUACUCAUUUUGUUUGUCCUGUUCGACUGUGACUCACCAAGCCAGGUGUUACAAAGUUUAAGACACUGAACCCCCAUUUGGAAGGCAUGGGGUUGAAAUACUAUCUGCUCAAGGCAAAUGCCGAGAUGGUUCCUAUUCAGAAAAGCCCUGUUCAAUCUGGGUUUGUGCUCAGUCUCUAAUGAUCUCAGUGGCAAGACUGAACCCUAGCUGUCAUCUGUUUAAGACCAUAUAUCUAAAUCUGUUUUUUUUCCCCUGUGGGAAGACAGAGCCUGGCUCUUAAUAGCAAACAGCCAGUGCAGGUUAAUUAUUAACAAAUGAAAGUCGUACUGUAGCUGUAGCAUAUGAGUUUUGACGUACUGCUCAUGUCGUGGCAAUUUCCCCUUUUGUCUUGCCCAGGUAUACAGUUUGGUUGACGGGUGAAAGGCAGUUAACAGUCAUUGUGUACUGGAAUUAAGAACUUUCAAAUUGUUCACAUUUUGGUUGUACUUUGGCAUAGAGCUUUUGGGGUGUUCCCUGAAAGGUACAAAGAAAUAAGAUUUGCAGUCCAGUACGAAAGGGCUUGUAUGAAGCAUUUAUUGCAAUAGACAGAAAUUGUUGGUAGAAUUGGCAUAUCAUCAAAGGAAAAAUCUGUGACUGACGAAUGUUUAAAAAAAAUUAUUGCCAUGCCAGUUACUCUCAUGUUUCCAGAUUUGGCUAUGUUCUUUUGUAAGUGGCCAUCUUCAGAUCUAAUAGGAAGAAAAUGAAAAAAAUAACCAUUGUAAUAGAAUCUUGUCUUACUACUUAAAACCAGAUAUACUUAACAUUUCGUGCCUGCAAGCAUGUCAGCUGUUAAUUACUGAAUAAGUUACAUAGUACAGAAAUAAUGUAAGUAACUGUGUCAAAAUUUAAAGAAUACAAAUAUUUUUAAAGUUAUACUCAAACCAAUUUUCCAUGUUUGAAUAGUAAUUCUACUGCUCUCAGACUUUUGUUCAAAUUUG